GCCGUCUCAGAAGCCGGAACGUUUCGUGUGCACGUCUCAAGCGAUAAAGUUACUCACAGCACGCAAUUCUUUACAAAGAAUCGCCAAGCAAAUAGCCAUUUGACAACAGGGAUACUUGUCAUCGAACAGGAAAAGGGAUAGAGAGUACGCAGAAGUAUUAUCACGGUGUCACGUCUACGCGACUGACCGUUUCAACGACCGACUUUCGUAGGCGACAUCGUUGAAAGACGUAAAACGAGACACUGGGGUACACCCGACAGGGCGAUCCAUCUGUGUCGAUACACCUACGAACACCCGUUCAAUUUUCACGCUAGAAGGCGGCCGUCCAGCAGGGCGAUACCAUUUUAUAUGACUUUUCUGCGACGUCAAGAAACAUUCAGGAUAUCAUCCAGAGGGAAAGGAUCGGUGUACAGCAAAGGCGGCGGUAGUAGGACAUUGUCCAAGCGAUUUUUAAAAGGCAACAUCAUCACUUUCGACCGGUCUAAUCGUUCGUUACGAGCCACUUGUGAAUUAACCACACCAACCUUGUACCCAGGCUUUCUUAGGGGCACAAGCAACGGACAGGCAGCGUGUAUGAUCAUUGAAGACUAUCCCCCUCUGCCCACCAAACCGAGGCAAUAUUUGCAUCAAGAUACCACCCAACGAUUUCUAAAUCAUUUAGUCCUGCCUAAGCACAGGACCUCAAAAUUUUCCAGUAAUAGGCAUCGGAAGCUACAGCCGUUCAGAGAAACGUGACUGGCGUCAGCGGGUAGUGCGGCACACGUUACCGCAGACAACGAAAAUCACCCUGACUCGAUACGUAA
Molecule: messenger RNA, 803 nt
Organism: Bombus huntii
Lineage: Eukaryota; Metazoa; Arthropoda; Insecta; Hymenoptera; Apidae
Exons: 3
Coding region: 349-735 (128 amino acids)
Source: RefSeq, a predicted model, not a curated record